Molecule: messenger RNA, 2658 nt
Organism: Gavia stellata (red-throated loon)
Lineage: Eukaryota; Metazoa; Chordata; Aves; Gaviiformes; Gaviidae
Gene: FAAP100
Product: FA core complex associated protein 100
Exons: 9
Coding region: 1-2658 (885 amino acids)
Biological process (GO): interstrand cross-link repair
Cellular component (GO): Fanconi anaemia nuclear complex; nucleoplasm
Source: RefSeq, a predicted model, not a curated record
AUGGCACACGUGGGCCACAGGGUGGACUACCUGGCCGGCUUCUGCUGCCCGGUGGGGGGGCUGGUGGCGGGCAAGCCCCGGGUGCUGUGCCACGAGAACGAGAUCUACCUCUCCAACGGCAGCGAGUUCGUCUACGUCUACGACCAGGAGGGGAAGGUGCUGAAGGCUGUGUACCGGUGCCCCGACCAGGUGUGGCAUGUGGAGCUGCUGCCCCAGCCCCGGCAGCUCUACAUCCUCUGUGCCCACAGCGGCAUUUACUGCGUCUCCCUGGACCAGCAGAGCAGGUUAAUGGAGCAGACGGAUGGUGACGGCCAAGAAAGCAAUUGCCCUUCCGGCGUCUUCCCUGUGGACUCGGAUGCCUGCAUCUUCCCAGACUCCAGUCUGUGCAUGUUCACUCUGCUCAACAACUUCGUCAUCACCUUGUCCCAGGCUCACAGCAAAUGGUGGAUGAAACUGCACGAGCUUCCGCACCCCGAGCAGGAGAGUCCCCCAUAUCGGCAGGUCAGCGAGGUGGGCUUCUGCCCCGGCCCCCAGCCCCAGGACGAGGGGGACGGCCCGCCCUCCCACUUCCUGCCCGUCCUGUGCUGCGCAUCCUCCCCAGGCACCAUGGGGUCCGGGGAGGGGCUGUGGUGCUCAGGGGGCUUCGUGCUGGAAGAGCCCCUCUUCAGCCUGCUCUUCGGGAUCGAUGCUGCCAUGCUGGAGUCUCCUAUGAUCCUCUGCGGCUUCCCGGACGGACAGCUCUGCUCCGUGCCACUGAAGGCCCUCAGCUCUUUGCCAGCUGUCGACGGCUGCCAUGACGUUUCAAACCAAGACUCCCCCGUGAAGAUCCUCCAUCAUUUGGAAGAGCCUAUCGUCUUCAUUGGGGCCUUGAGAACGGAGCGGAGGGCAGCGGAGGAUGCCGAGGACGAGCAGCUCUUCGGAGACGCUGGUUGUGACUGCGUGGUGGCCGUGGGCCACUACGGGAAGAUGGUGGCCGUCAAGGCAGAUCAGAGGGAGGAGGCGACGGUGCCGGAGCUCAGGGAGUACUACUUGCGUGGGCCCAUUCUCUGCGCCGCCUGCGGCAGCGGCAGCCGGAUGUAUUACAGCACACACUCGGACAUCUCCGCCGUCGACCUGGACUGGGUUGGCGAUUCCUCUGACCCUGAGGACGCGGAGAGCUGUGCCGGUGUCCUGCCUCCCGUCCUGUCUCCGGCCAGUUUAAGUAUCUGUAGCGUUGUGGCUCUUUCCUUGUCUUCUCGGGCGUCAGAAGGUGAAUCGGAGCUGCUGGCCUUGUCUGCCAAGGGCCGCCUCAUGACCUGUGACUUAUGCAGCCCCGAGGACGCUGAUGUGGAGCUGACACCCGCCGAGGCCGGACGGAGGAUUAAGGAGCUGCUGUCCGGAAUAGGCAACACCUCGGAAAGGGUUUCCUUCCUGAAGAAGGCGGUGGACCAGAAGAACCGAGCCCUGGCCAGCCUGAACCAGGUGAUGAAUGUGAGCGCGGCUUUGCUGUCCAGCCAAGAAGGCCAGAAGCCCAUUGCUUGCACUGUCACUGCCAACUGGAGCUGCCUCCUGCUCCAAGAUACCGUCACCAUCUCCUGUCUGCUGGAGAACUGCAGCGAGUACAGCCUGGAGGAGGGCUGGACCCUCUGCGUUCAGCUCCUGGCCAGCCCUUGUGCCUUAGAGGAGGAGUCUGUGGAUUCGGCCACCACCUUCACCUUCCCCAUCGACCAGCUCCUCCCUGGGAACAAGAGGGAGCUGACGCUGCCCCUCAGCUCCGCUGCGGAUGCCAAGCUGGACCUGCCUCUGACCAUCUCCUGUGCCCUCUACUACAGUUUACGGGAUAUUUUGGGCAGCGGCUCCGACUCCUCCGAGGCCCUGGACGACCUCCUGCCGGACGACUCGCCCAUCCUCUCACCGGACAGAGAGGGGAUCUGCCUGCCCCUCAGCGAAUGCACCAUUGACAUGCUCCAGUGCCUCCGUUUUGAGAGCAGCCCCCCUGGGCCAGAUGCCUCCCCGCUGGCGGCUGCCCCCCCUGCCCCCCCAGACCCUGUGGAGACCUUCCUCAAAGUGUCCCGGGAGCAGACUGAGCCUGAGGGGGCGAAAGCCGGCGAGCUGCCGCACACCCCGGGAGAGAGAAACCUGCCCCCCUCGGCAGCAUCCAUCAGGGUGUCCUCGGAGCUGCUGAAAAACGCGCUGAAAACCUCCAGCUCAGAUAUCCCACUGAGCUGCGCCACGCUGCGCUGGCUGCUGGCUGAGAACUCCGGGGCCGAGGCGCUGAGCAGCGGGGAGGUGGCAUCAGUGCGCGGCGCGGCGCCGGACGGAGGCGAGGUGCAGCUGCUUGUCCGAGAGGUGGCCAUGAACGACCUCAGCCCAGCGGGCCCCAUCCAGGCCGUGGAGAUCCUGAUGGAGAGCCCCACCCUGGCCGACAUGUGCAGGAUGCACCACGCCGUCAUCCGGCGCAUCCAGGCGCUGGUGCUGGAGCAGGCGGCACAGGGCUCCGGACCCCCCGACCUCCGCAUGCAGUACCUGCGCCAGAUCCAGGCCAACCACGAGAUGCUGCUGAAGGAGGCGCAGACCCUGCGUGACCAGCCGCCCCUCGGCGAGGAGGGAGCCGCGACGGCAGAGAAGCUCCUGCACAUCUACAGGCAGCUCCGCAACCCCAGCCUUGUUCUCCUGUGA